Messenger RNA from Eucalyptus grandis, 1029 nucleotides. RefSeq lists its product as uncharacterized. Bases 1 to 1029 code for a protein of 342 amino acids. NCBI's taxonomy places the organism in Eukaryota, Viridiplantae, Streptophyta, Magnoliopsida, Myrtales, Myrtaceae. The record is from RefSeq and is a predicted model, not a curated record. The transcript has a single exon.
AUGGCGGAUAAUCAAGACUUCUUUUUCUUCCAUAUCCCGGACCCGGCUUUCCGGCGGAGGAUUAUCAAAGAUGGACCCCUCACAGUGGCGAGGGUUCCUCUCAUCUUACGGCAAUGGCAGCCACUUAUGGAUUUGAAGAAGGACAAGCAAACCGCCGUACCGGUUUGGAUUAGGUUGAAGAACCUUCCCCUUGACUUAUGGUCCGCUUCGGCUAUUGGUGGUAUUGCAAGUGCAGUUGGGAAGCCCCUCUAUGUUGACCAACGCACGGAGGAAAUGAAGAUGCUAUCCUUUGCAAGGGUUUGUGUUGAAAUCUAUGCCAAUCAACCUAGAUGCUCCGCCGUUGAUGUGGUUUUGAAUGGGGUCUCGCGCUCUAUUGUAAUUGAAUUUGAAUGGAAGCCACUUGAAUGUCCUUCAUGUGGCACCUUCGGCCAUAGAUGUGAGGAUAAUGCUACCGUUCAUAGCACAGACAAAGGGAAGCUGCCGGUUCUUCCUGCAUCCGACCAUACCCCCUCUAGCCAUCCUGGUCUCGAACUUCCUGCCCCAAUUCAGGCUCCUGAACCAGCUCCGGUUUUGGAGGAGAAUCCCGAAGUGUCGCAGCAUGGUUGGAGCCAGGUGAAGGGGAAAAAAAAGAAGGCCUUGCUCUUGAAGGAUGGUUCCCUAGGCCGAAUGCCCUUAUCCAGCGAAGUGGGAAGCUCGUUGAAGUUCAAGGACUCCACUAGUGAGUCGAUGCUGGAGUCUUCUCUUCCUAACCCUGUUGAGGAAAGGCCUAGCUUGGAACAAGAGGAUCCAGCCUCUCAUCUUGUGGAGGACAAGGACCAUAAUGAAGCUACCAAUUUCGGUCUUGGUGCUGAUAGGGAUUCAGUGCUUUUGGAAAGCUAUGUUAGCUUUGAUGAUGACUUACUAUCGCCUGCCUCGUCACCGAAGGCCCCUACUACUUCUAAGAAGGUGGAGUCCAUCCAAGACAAGCUCUUGGCCCUUGAUCUAGCUCCUCCUCCGGUUGCGAAUCCAUCUACUUCGGUGGCCACAUGA